Messenger RNA from Tuber aestivum (summer truffle), 856 nucleotides. The record is from the annotation of a GenBank genome assembly. NCBI's taxonomy places the organism in Eukaryota, Fungi, Ascomycota, Pezizomycetes, Pezizales, Tuberaceae.
AUGGGCAAGUGGAAAGCUUCAAUCCAAGAAGUGAACCAACCGAGCUUUAAGGUGAAUAGACCCGAACAAGGUGUGAAAAAAAAAGAGAAAUACGUUCUCAGUGCACUGGACCAGAGGGAUAGGGCGGCCAAAACGAACCAAAAGCUGAACCUGAGGUGCUGAGGAAGGUACCGGUAGGGGGGAGGGGAGUGUUGCAGUUCCUUCGGCUGCUGUCGUGGAUGAGUGGGUUUGGGCAGUGAGGUGGUUGAAGAUGAUGGUUGUCCUACUGAGUAGGAGAGGGAAUAAACGAAGUUAGCCAACCGGAUUCGGGGCGACAAGAGGGAUAUUUCCAAGCAAAGCAAAGCACGGACAACACAGCACGAGGGACGGAGACGCAGCGGAAAGCGUAGUAUGUUCCAGUCCAACGGGCAGCAGCAGGCGGUUUAAUCGCCUUAACACCAACUGAAGAUAGUAUAGGGAAGGUCUGAGGGGAUGAGUGGGCAGGGAGCGUGUGUGCGUGGAAGUGUGUGAGUGUGUGAGUGUGUGAGUGUGUGAGUAUGUGAGUGUGAGUGUGUGUGUGUGUAAUGGAGUAGGCAAUGUCUGGGUUUAAGAAAAGUGUGCAAGGAAGAAGGAAAGGAAGGGUAAAUACCGUGGCCGGGGGAAGGGGAAAAGCUACCCUGAUUUGAGGUGGAGGAAGAUGGAAGGGUUCGAGGUUAGGGUGAGGUGAAUAUAGUGUAGUGAAGGUGGUGAGGUGAGGUGAGGUGAGGUGAGGCGAGGGGGUGUGGUGGUGAUGAUGGGGCCGGUCGGCGUGGAGUGUGAGGGUGAGUAAUGAGGGUGGGUGGGAGAGGAGAAGGUUAGGCCAGGUUAGGUUAGGUGA